Helobdella robusta is the source of this 447-nucleotide messenger RNA. RefSeq lists its product as hypothetical. Bases 1 to 447 code for a protein of 148 amino acids. The record is from RefSeq and is a predicted model, not a curated record. The transcript has 4 exons. Lineage: Eukaryota; Metazoa; Annelida; Clitellata; Rhynchobdellida; Glossiphoniidae.
AUGGGCCCACACGCGAAUCUUUCAUCGGCCCACAAGCCCUUUAUACUUGAGCCAGCCCCUGGCCGGCGACAUACACAGCGUAUCAAUUCGAGCACCGAAGAUGCCACCAACUAUCAGAAGUACCUGGGAGCUAACGGAGUGUUUAUAACAGUGCGUCGGAAGAUAAUUGCUCUGCCUGGCGGCGAAAUUUAUUUUUCAGUUCAGCAAAGUUGCAGACAUUCAUCAACCAUGGAGACUAGAGAAGAAGAGCUGGGAUAUUUUGUUACUUUGGAUGGCAUGGUGCAGGCAGUGGUCGGCUGCACGUCGUCUUCACGAAACAACGAGGAAAGUGAUGUUCGUAACAACCUGCGCGAGAUCAACAUCGACACAGUCAGCUCUGUUAACGUCAAAUAUCAGUGGCUAAGACCUCUAACAACAACUCUGCAUCAAUACUCAGCACCAAUUUAA